Molecule: messenger RNA, 697 nt
Organism: Oxyura jamaicensis (ruddy duck)
Lineage: Eukaryota; Metazoa; Chordata; Aves; Anseriformes; Anatidae
Gene: RNF24
Product: ring finger protein 24
Cellular component (GO): endomembrane system
Molecular function (GO): ubiquitin protein ligase activity; zinc ion binding
Source: RefSeq, a predicted model, not a curated record
CCCAGCUGGGGAGGGCUUUUGGGGAGAAAAAAAAAAAGAAAAGGGUGAGGCAGGAGCUGGAGCCUGGUGCUGGGAGGCAGAGCUCGGCUCGUCCAUCGACCCCUUUCCAACCCGGAGGGAAUCCCGGCAGCCUACCCAUGAGCUCGGAUUUCCAGCAUUACAGUUUCAGGAUGCCGAACAUCGGGUUCCAGAACCUGCCUCUCAACAUCUACAUCGUGGUUUUCGGCACGGCCAUCUUCGUCUUCAUCCUCAGUUUACUCUUCUGCUGCUACCUGAUCAGGCUCAGACAUCAAGCACACAAAGAGCUUUACGCCUACAAGCAGGUUAUCCUCAAGGAGAAGGUGAAAGAGCUGAACCUCCACGAGAUCUGCGCCGUCUGCUUGGAGGAGUUCAAGCCCAAGGACGAGCUGGGGAUCUGUCCGUGCAAACAUGCCUUCCACAGAAAGUGCCUCAUCAAAUGGCUGGAGGUGCGGAAAGUGUGCCCGCUCUGCAACAUGCCGGUGCUGCAGCUGGCCCAGCUGCACAGCAAGCAGGACCCCGGCCCCCCCCAGGGCCCCCUCCCGGGCGCGGAGAACCUCGUAUAGCUCCGCGCCCGCACGGACUUGCCCCGGCGCUGAGUGGGGGGGCCCCGGGCACCCGGAGAUGACAACCAAAGCACUACGGCACCAGCACGGAGCGAGGGCCGGGGACGGCGGAU